CUGGCGGGUCUUCAUCCCAUCCUGCCCAACUUCCUGCUCAGGGGCUUCACGCACUCAGUCUUCGUAGCUCUGUCGGUCUGCUCAACAGCUGCGUCGGACCGGCCUGACGACUUCCAGCAGAGGCCACAAGCAGCCAAAGCCAAUGGUAAGCGCAGCACGGGGAUCCUAGUGCCACAUAUUCUGGAGAGUCGGUGCGCUGCCUUCCAGCAUCAAGCCAACAAGUAUUCUGCGCGAGGUGAAGGUCCUCGACACGGAGCCUCAAAGCUAGCGAUGCCCGGAUCCACGCCGGCCAGCAGCAAGGCUCGGGUCUACACCGACGUCAACACACAGAAGAACAGAGAGUACUGGGACUACGAUGCUCAUGUGCCAAACUGGAGCAAUCAAGACAACUAUCAGCUGGUGCGUAAACUGGGUAGAGGGAAGUACAGUGAAGUAUUUGAGGCCAUAAAUGUGACCAACAAUGAGAAGGUGGUGGUGAAAAUCCUCAAGCCCGUCAAGAAGAAGAAGAUCAAAAGGGAAAUCAAAAUUCUUGAAAACUUGCGUGGGGGAACCAACAUCAUCCGCCUGGUCGACACAGUCAAGGACCCGGUGUCCCGAACACCAGCGCUUGUCUUUGAGUGCAUCAAUAACACAGACUUUAAGGAGCUUUACCAGAAGCUGACAGACUAUGAUAUCCGUUACUACAUGUAUGAGCUGCUCAAGGCUCUGGACUACUGUCACAGUAUGGGGAUCAUGCACAGGGACGUGAAGCCCCACAACGUGAUGAUCGACCACCAGCUGAGGAAGCUGCGUCUCAUAGAUUGGGGUUUGGCAGAAUUUUACCAUCCCGCUCAGGAAUACAACGUCAGGGUGGCUUCCCGCUAUUUCAAAGGCCCUGAGCUGCUAGUGGACUAUCAGAUGUAUGACUAUAGUUUGGACAUGUGGAGUCUAGGCUGCAUGUUGGCCAGCAUGAUCUUUCUGAAGGAACCGUUUUUUCAUGGCCAGGACAACUACGAUCAGCUGGUCCGCAUUGCUAAGGUUCUUGGCACAGAUGAGCUCUUCGGCUACUUGCACAAAUAUCACAUAGAACUGGACACCCGCUUCAAAGACCUGCUGGGACAGCAAACACGGAAGCGUUGGGAGCAGUUCAUCCAGUCAGAGAACCAGCACCUGGUGAGUCCAGAGGCCCUGGACCUGCUGGAUAAGCUGCUGCGCUACGACCACCAGCAGAGGCUGACGGCGGCUGAGGCCAUGCAGCACCCGUACUUCUAUCCUGUGGUGAAGGAAAAUGCCAGUACUGACGGCACAAAGGCAAUAAGCAGCUCCAAUGCAACAUGAUACCCAGAGAGCAGGAAGAAUCUUUGUUACCUCAACUUGUGACCUUUUCGUGGCAGAAACCUCCACAUCAACAGCCAUACUGGAGUAAGAUGUCAAUUUUUGCAGCAGACGGCAACACGCACGGAUUAAACUUCUCCAAAAACAAAGCCCGGGGAAUCUGCGCUGCUCGGUGCAGGUCACAAAUAAGUCAGAGCUGAAAUCGGAUCUGACACCCAACCGCCACCUCCUCUUCCUCCCUCCCUCCUCCCAACAUCGCCCUAAACGAGUUUUUAAAAUAAGCAAAGUGGCUGUUGUUGGAUCAGUAUCAAGCCGGUGUUGUUGCUGUAAAGACAUUUGUCCGUCAUUGCGACGCUGUGGUGACCUGAGAUUCAGUUUCCAGGUUUUAGCACUGAGUGGCAUGGAGGCUCUUUUCUGCUAUGGAUAGAACAAAAGCUAUAUUGAAAGAGAAUAAACCGUUUUUAUUUAAA
Xiphias gladius (swordfish) is the source of this 1784-nucleotide messenger RNA. Its product is annotated as casein kinase II subunit alpha'-like. The coding region runs from base 271 to 1317 and encodes 348 amino acids. Lineage: Eukaryota; Metazoa; Chordata; Actinopteri; Istiophoriformes; Xiphiidae. The record is from RefSeq and is a predicted model, not a curated record. Gene Ontology annotation, cellular component: protein kinase CK2 complex; nucleus; cytosol. Gene Ontology annotation, biological process: protein phosphorylation; regulation of chromosome separation. The transcript has 12 exons. Gene Ontology annotation, molecular function: protein serine/threonine kinase activity; ATP binding.